Messenger RNA from Callorhinus ursinus (northern fur seal), 3251 nucleotides. It is a transcript of the gene GIN1, whose product is annotated as gypsy retrotransposon integrase 1. The record is from RefSeq and is a predicted model, not a curated record. Lineage: Eukaryota; Metazoa; Chordata; Mammalia; Carnivora; Otariidae. Gene Ontology annotation, molecular function: nucleic acid binding. Gene Ontology annotation, biological process: DNA integration.
ACACCGGUAGUUCCGUUUCCGGCAGCACCAGAUAAGUCGCGAGAGGAAGCUUAGAUCCUGUCGUUUGCGUUUAGGACCACUUUCGUUUCAUGAUGGUCCGUAGUGGAAAAAAUGGUGACCUUCAUCUUAAACAGAUUGCAUAUUAUAAACGAACUGGUGAAUAUCAUCCAACUACACUACCAAGUGAAAGAAGUGGCAUAAGAAGAGCAGCAAAAAAAUUUAUCUUCAAAGAAAAAAAGCUGUUUUAUGUUGGAAAAGACAGAAAACAAAAUCGUUUGGUAAUUGUUUCAGAAGAAGAAAAAAAGAAAGUCUUAAGAGAAUGCCAUGAAAAUGACACUGGAGCUCAUCAUGGCAUAUCCAGGACCCUUACUCUAGUGGAAUCCAAUUAUUACUGGACUUCUGUGACCAAUGAUGUCAAACAGUGGGUAUAUGCUUGUCAGCAUUGCCAAGUGGCAAAAAAUACAGUUAUUCUAGCACCUAAACAGCACCUUCUCAAGGUGGAGAAUCCAUGGAGUAUAGUUACUGUUGAUCUGAUGGGCCCAUUUCAUGCAAGCAACAGAAGUAAUGUUUAUACUAUAAUCAUGACAGAUUUGUUCACAAAAUGGGUUGUGAUUUUGCCUCUCUGUGAUGUUUCAGCAUCAGAAAUUUCUAAAGCUAUUAUCAAUAUAUUUUUCUUAUAUGGACCACCUCAGAAAAUAAUAAUGGACCAAAGAGAAGAGUUCAUUCAUGAGAUCAAUGUUGAACUGUGUGGAUUGUUUGGCACAAAGCAAAUUGUAAUUUCUCAUACCUCCCAAACUGUUAAUCCAACUGAAAGUACACCUAGCACAAUCAAAGCAUUUCUUUCUAAACACUGUGCUGACCACCCAAACAACUGGGAUGAUCACCUAUCAGCCAUUUCAUUUGCCUUCAAUGUAACUCACUUGGAGCCUUCUAAAAAUACACCAUAUUUUCAAAUGUUUAAUCGCAAUCCUUAUAUGCCUGAGACUUCAGAUGUUCUUCAUGAGGUGGAUGGUGAUGAUACAAGUAUGUUUGCCAAAAUUUUAGGUGCAAUUAAAGAAGCUGAUAAAAUAAUGGAGAAUAAGACAACUUCAGCAGGACAGAUGGAGAACAACAAUCCUGAUGAACUGAAUAAAAGCAAAAUCAUUGUUAAAAAGAAAGCAAAGCAAUUAAAUCCAUUUCAUUUAAAAGUGGGUCAUGAAGUUUUAAGACAAAGGAAAAAUUGGUGGAAGGACGGUCGUUUCCAGUCUGAAUGGGUUGGACCUUGUGUCAUAGACUAUAUUACAGAAAGUGGAUGUGCUAUUCUGAGAGACAACACUGGGACUCGACUUAAAAGACCUAUCAAAAUGUCCCACCUUAAGCCCUAUGUAAGAGAGUCCAGUGAACAAGACAGUCUUUAUCUCUUACAAGGUUCAGUAGUGGCAGAUCAUGACUACAUUGGAUUGCCUGAAAUUCCAGUUGGAGCAUACCAAGCAAAUAUUCUGGUAGAAGAUGCAGCUAUUGGCGUAGUCGAUAAUGAAUUACUAACAUCAAGCAAAGAUCGUGAACUAUUAGAAUUUAGAAAUGCCAAAAUCUCUCCAUUGAUAGAAGAUCAUAGUACUCUUGAAAAGCAGACUUUCAGUCUGUUGGACUCUUCAAACCAAGUCCUUGAGUACUUAAGUUAGUAAAUACCAAAAUUCAUGUAAAGUGCUUGGUUAGAAAGUGUAACUCCUUGAAUCUUUAUCUUUUCCAUUUAAAAAAAAGUUGUAUAGAAGUGUCUUAACACGCUCUGAAUGACUAAAUCCUGAAGGUUUAUUUUAUAACUAUUAAUUUAUCUAAACUUGUGUCAUGUUUGAACGUCAGUACAUAUAUGUAAAGACAAAGGAAGCAUAUAAUAUAUGGAAUUCACUUUUUCUUAUGAAAAUAGACUAGGCAAAGCAUGAUUGCUUCUUAGGAAGGAAACUAAAUUCCAGCUCAAGACUAUCAGAUCUUUCUCUGGUAUUGGUACCAUGUUUUCAGUUUAAUUUGGGGGGGGAAUAUUUCUCCCCUUUAAAAAAUAAGUUUGAACUGCCUAGAAUGGGAUUAAUAAAUAUUUAUUCAACUAUAACAAUGAAUUAAGUGAAACUUGUUUGUGUCAUUGGAACUUUUAAAAAUACUAUUGUAGGAAAGAAUUUAGAGUUGUUUAAUGGGCUCUUAUAGGACAUUGAUAAUUUCACCUUCUAGGCUCAGAAUUCGUAUCUGAAUCUAUAUAUUGGUUUGAAAACAUUUGUGCAUUUCCAUAACAUAUAUUAAAGUCAAAAGUACCUAUUAAUAAAAUUUUUUUCUGUAGUCGAGUAAAUACUAAUGAUAAAAUAAGUACUAUCAGAGAUUUUAAACUAUAAGCUCUAUGAUAUUUAUAACUUUAUUCAACAAAUAUUUGUUAUAAAGCACUUUGAUACUGUGGGAAAGUUAAAGGAUGAGUUAGAUGUGUGUCUUAUCUUCAUAAGGGGCUUACAGUCUGGUAAGGAUUAUAGACCAUAUAAGCCAUGUAUAACAAGUUACAAAUUACACGCUAAAUUCCAUUAGAGAAAUACAAAUAAUAUACCUAGGGAGUCAAAAAAAAGAGACGUUACUUCUAAAUAGGAAACUUAGAUUUAUGCUUAAAAGGAUCAUUUGAGUUUGACCUUGAAGAUGCACAGGAUGUGAUGAGAGAGUACAAAAGAAUUAGAGGAAGAAAAAUGAACAGAAACAGAAAAAUACUGUAGUGAUUCACAGAAAGCUUUUUGUUGUCUGCAGUGCCUCAGGUGUAAGGUGAAGUAGUAAGGUAUGGGAAAAUAAAGCUGAAAAGGGAAGCAGGAAACCUUGUGGAGGACUUUGAAUACUGUUAUGGAUUGAAUUGUGCACCUCCAGAUUCCUGUGUUGAAGUCCUAAACUAGUACUUCAUAAUGUAACUUCAUUUGGAAGUAAGGUUAUUACAGAUGUAAACAUUAGUUAAGAUGAGGUUAUAUUGGAGUAGAAUGGGGUCCUAAUCUAAUAUGACAUGUCCUUAUAAAAGGAAGAAAUUUGGACAUAGACUCAAGGACAAUACCAUGUGAAGAGGAAGGCAGGGAUUGGGGUUAUUCUUCUACAAGCCAAGGAAUGCCAAAGAUUACCAUCAAACCACCUGGAACUAAGGAAGAGGCAUAGAACGGAUUCUUCCUACAGCCUUCAGAAGGAAUCAUCCCUUGUCAACAUCUUCAUCUCAGAUUUGUAGCUCCCAGAACUGUGAGGCAAUAAAUAACCUUUUUUAUAAGCAA